AUGUACCCUUUAAUGUUAGAUUAUGAAUUAAAAAUAUUAGAAGAUACAAAAUCUGAAUCAUUUAUUUUGGUCAGUGGGCAUGGAAUUCAUUUAAAUACACUAAUCAACAUUAAUAUUUUGAUGUAUUUGAAUAAAUAUUCAUUUGCGUUUUUACUUAACUUUGAUGAGCUUUCACUUCCUUUUUCUCACGAAUAUUUAAGAAUAUUGAAAAAUUGUGAUAAACAAGCUCGAAAAAAAAUGUAUUUGAAAGGUGGUGUAUUUGUUUGCAGUAGUAGAAUUUUACUUACUGAUUUUUUAGAGAAUAAUAUAAAUAUAGAAAUUAUUUCUGCUAUAAUAAUCAAUAAUGCUGAUAGAAUACGUGAAAAUUCUUUAGAAGCUUUUAUUUUGAAUGUUUUUAGACGUAAAAAUGCACACGGUCUUAUAAAAGCCUUUUCAUCAAAUUGUAUACCAUUUGCAUGUGGGAUUGGCAGUUUAGAGAAAUACGCCAAUACAUUCAGAUGUAAUAAUUUUAUUUUGUAUCCUAGAUUUCAUGAAGAAAUUCAAAAAUCAUUUAAAAAUGAUAUAAAAUUUUUGCAGCAUGAAUUUAAAAUGCCUGAUGAAAUGAUUGAACUGCAAAUGAUUUUAAUAGAAAUUUUAAAAGAACUAAUAAAAUAUUAUAAACUUGAUGUUGACUAUGAACUUGUUUUAUUGUCUAAUAUAUAUUUAUCAAAACAGGUUUUUGAUAUAUUAGAUAUUAAAUUUUUAUUAAUUUUGUUGUAUUCUUGCAAUUUAUCUAAAUUUUAUACAGAGUGCAUUAAAUUGAUAUCUAAACAAAUUGAGUGUGGUAAAGAAAGUACAUGGCUUAAUAGUAAUUAUACGAAAAUUUUAAUUGACAAAAUAGAUUUAUUUUUUGCAGAAAAUGAACAGUUUGUUUCUUUCGAACAAAAGGAGGUCUUUAAAAAUCUUAAAUAUUUUUUCAAGCAUAAAAAAAUAAAAAAACAAGAAGAGCAUAAAUGUGAAUUUGAUAGUGUUAUAAAUAAUCAGAAUAUAACAUUUGAUACACAAGAUUUGGAUUUUUUAGAAGAACUAAAAAAACCAUUUUUUAAUCUUAAAUUUAGAAGAUUAAUCAGAGAAUUGAUACUACUUGAGAAUGAGAGUUGUUUUGUAGUUUUUUCUUCGAUGACUGUUCUAAAUGAUGUUGAAAAUAUUGUUAAUUUGUUCAAUAGUAAUUUAUUAAAGAAUGUUAAACUCUUGACAAAAAAGCAGUUUGUUAAUUCAAAUCUAUUAUUUUCUGACGAUGACCUGAAUAGUAGAUUUAUUAAGAUGAAUAAGAAUCUUAAUUUAAGUAAGAGUAUUGAUGAGUUUUAUACUUUUUACAUAGACAAUAAUAGUGAAGAAGAGGAUGUGUCGGAUUUUAAAGUUAAUAAUGAUAUUAUUUUUAUAGAUGUUGCUAAAAGUUAUAAUUUUUUUUUAUAUGACAAAGAUUUGGCUUCAAUUAGAAAAUGUGAAUACAUAGGAACUAAAGCAAAUAUUGUAGUGCAUUCAUUCCAAUUUAGGGAUUCUCUUGAAGAACAAAAUAAUCUUCUUUCUUUAAGAAAAGAAAUAUCUUAUUUUGAACAAUUAAUUCAAAAACGUGGUAAUUUACCAAUACUUUCUGACAUAAAUAGAAAUAUUUUAGAAGACGAAAUCUCAGAUGAAGAUGAUUGUACAUAUGACAUUGUUGUUGACUCGAGAGAAUUAAGAGCAGAAUUACCUUUUUUUCUUUAUAAAGCGGGUAAUAACAUUAUAAUUGCCACUUUGCAAAUAGGAGACUAUUUGAUAAAUGAAAAUAUAUGUAUAGAAAGAAAGAGUAUUGGUGACUUUAUAUCUUCGAUGAAUGCAGGUAGGUUGUAUUCACAAAUUAGGAUACUUACAUAUCAUUACACGAAAGCAAUUUUAUUGUUAGAAUUUAGUAGUCGGCCCUGUCUUUCAGAUUUUUAUAAUCAUAAUGCAGAUACCUUUAGGAAUUCUUUAAUAUCUAAAUUCUGCUUCUUUUUAAUUACUUUUCCAUCUAUUAAGGUUUUAUGGUCUGAUUCAACAUUUUUUACUACUAAAAUUUUCAGAAAAAUGCAAAAGAAAAAUUUAGAAGAUGACGUUGUAAAAAUGAAUGUUGAAAUCAAUCCAAUUUUACAAGAAAUAUUACUUUCAAUACCCGGUGUUAAUCAGUUCAAUCUAAGAAAGGUUGUUAAACAUUAUAAAAAUCUAAAACAAUUAGUCACUAGUAAUAGAAUAACACUUCAAAGAAAUCUUGGACAAGAUACCGGAUUUAAAAUAUACAAAUUUUUUAAUGAUAAUUUUGAAGAAUAA
This is a messenger RNA of Vairimorpha ceranae, 2325 nucleotides long. Its product is annotated as rad1-like dna repair protein. Gene Ontology annotation, biological process: nucleotide-excision repair involved in interstrand cross-link repair; resolution of meiotic recombination intermediates; double-strand break repair via homologous recombination. The record is from RefSeq and is a predicted model, not a curated record. NCBI's taxonomy places the organism in Eukaryota, Fungi, Microsporidia, Nosematidae. Bases 1 to 2325 code for a protein of 774 amino acids. Gene Ontology annotation, cellular component: nucleotide-excision repair factor 1 complex. Gene Ontology annotation, molecular function: single-stranded DNA binding; damaged DNA binding; single-stranded DNA endonuclease activity. The transcript has a single exon.